This is a messenger RNA of Sarcophilus harrisii (Tasmanian devil), 1931 nucleotides long. It is a transcript of the gene TEF, whose product is annotated as TEF transcription factor, PAR bZIP family member. Gene Ontology annotation, molecular function: RNA polymerase II cis-regulatory region sequence-specific DNA binding; DNA-binding transcription factor activity, RNA polymerase II-specific. The transcript is spliced from 4 exons. Gene Ontology annotation, cellular component: nucleus. Gene Ontology annotation, biological process: regulation of transcription by RNA polymerase II. The record is from RefSeq and is a predicted model, not a curated record. Lineage: Eukaryota; Metazoa; Chordata; Mammalia; Dasyuromorphia; Dasyuridae. The coding region runs from base 345 to 1382 and encodes 345 amino acids.
GAUCACCGACUCCCGGGGGCCCCGCCCGGCUCGCCUGUCGCGGCGGGGCAGAGGGUUAGGAGGCCGGAGGUUUAGGCCAGGGAGUGGGUGAGGAGAGGAGAGCGCGGGAGGGGAGGGACCCGAGGAGCUGAGAAAGCAACAGCUGGCGACACCCGCGUCUGCGGGACCCAAUCAGGACUCGGAGGCGGGACCUCCCGAGGCACCGCUCACCCGGCCUCGCACGUGCCUUGCGGCCCCCCCGGCCGCCGCGCCAAUCAGAGCGCCAAGCGGCUUUCGCUCCUCCCUCCGGGGGCGGGCCCAUCACGAGGCCUGGCCGCGGGCCUGGGGGGUUCGCCUUCUGAAUAAUGAAUUUGCCCGAGCGCUCGGGGAGCCGGGGGGAGGGGAGAGGGGCUGUCUGCGUCUGCGCAGUGGAGCCUCACGGCAGCAGCGGCGACUUCUCACGGCGUUCUCGGCCGGGAGCUGCAGCCGAGCCCGGCGCGGGCCACCAUGUCCGACAGCAGCGGGCCCGAGAAGAAGCCUCCGCCGGAGGCCGAGGCGGGGUCGGGGAGGGAGGCGGCGGCGGAGCGGGGCCCACCGGGCUCCUUCCCCCUGGUGCUGAAGAAGCUGAUGGAGAACCCGCCGCGCGAGAUAAAGAGAAAGAAAAGGAGAAACUCGAUGAAGAUGAAGCGGCCGCUGCUAGCACCAUGGCUGUGUCUGCCUCCCUUAUGCCCCCAAUCUGGGACAAAACCAUCCCAUACGAUGGUGAAUCCUUCCACCUUGAGUACAUGGAUCUGGAUGAGUUUCUGCUGGAGAAUGGGAUCCCAGCCAGCCCUACUCACCUGAUCCAGAAUGCACUGCUGCCUGUGACUGAGCUGGAGGGGAAGGAGUCUGCUAGCUCUUCCACAGCUUCCCCAUCGUCGUCUUCUACCAUGGUCUUUCAGCCCUCAGAGACUGCCUCCAGCACAGAAUCUUCUGUGGAAAAUGAAAGGGAGACCCCCAGCCCCAUUGACCCCAACUGUGUGGAGGUCGAUGUGAACUUUAACCCUGACCCUGCAGACCUGGUCCUCUCCAGCGUGCCAGGGGGGGAACUCUUCAACCCUCGAAAGCACAAGUUUGCCGAAGAGGACCUGAAACCACAGCCAAUGAUCAAAAAGGCCAAGAAGGUCUUUGUCCCUGAUGAGCAGAAGGAUGAAAAAUACUGGACGCGCCGGAAGAAGAACAACGUGGCCGCAAAGCGUUCCCGGGAUGCCCGCAGGCUGAAGGAGAACCAGAUCACCAUCCGCGCUGCUUUCCUGGAGAAGGAGAACACGGCGCUCAGAACCGAGGUCGCGGAGCUGCGCAAGGAAGUGGGCAAAUGCAAGAGCAUCGUCUCCAAGUAUGAGACGAAAUACGGACCCUUGUAAGCACCACCCCUUGCGUGUUAAACAUCUCUGCCGAGCGAGUGUGUGGGGAGGCUUUGGGGCUCUCCACAGCUAGCAGGAAGUCCGCUGCUCCCAGCCUGGCUUGGGCCAGGGCUCUUCUGCCCACGGGGGUCCUGGAGAGCGCAUCUGGAGGACUUGGGAACCCCUGACUCUGGGGGGCAGGACUCCUCGCUGGUGAGGAGUGAAGGGACUCUCUUGACAUGGGUGACAGGGGUGCAACUUUCUGCCCUUGGACAUCCCACUCGGAUUGGAAAGGGGACCCUCUGGAGUGUACAGCCUCCUUUCACUGAGUGCUCACUCUCUCUUUGACUUUCCUUCCAUUUUAGAUCUGGGCUAACAAAGCUGCCUCUCUGUGGCAUCUCAGAAUGGUCCCUGGUUUUCCUGCCCUCACAUCCCAUCAGGUAGCGGGGUGUGUUGGCCAGGUAGGAUAUCUCUCUUGUCCAGCUCCACCCAGGAAAAGGGGAAGGACUUUGUGCAGGAGGAGAGGCUUCUGUUCCUUCCUCCUUGGAGGAGGAGCAGUCCGUCAGCAUG